ACCGUAUCUUCGUUUAUUUUCAGAUUUGGACAAUCAUGGACGCCAUUAUCCGCUGUCCUUUCCUGUCCCGCGUCCCCCAGACGUUCCUCCAGCAGGCGAGGAAGACUCUGGUGAGCUACGCCGUGAAAUGCCCCGUUAUGAUGGACCUGGCGUCCAAACCGUUCGCCCGCUCCAUCUGCUCCUCUUCCUCUGUCUUCCAGAAGAGUGAUGAUGUCAUCAACAUGGAUGCUAAAAAAGCCCUUGAAAUGCCGCCGGGUCACCCCACACCCCCAGUGGGAGUGACUGCGUCUAAAUGCCCCUUCCUGGCAGCAGAAAUGGGGCAGAAGAACAGCGGUGUGGUGCGUGAGGCCAGCAUGGAUCUGCAGGAGGACGUCUCAGAGAUCCGCACCCUGCAGCAAGAUGUGUCGGCGCUGGAGCUGGUGAAGAGCGUGAAACCUGAUGGGAUUCUGAUGAAGAAACUGAUGAAGCAGCGUCCAGCGAUGGUUUCACAUCUGCUACAGGAGAACAUGCCUAAAUCCGUGUCCAACUUUCGCUAUGACGAAUUCUUUGAGAAGAAGAUUGAGGAGAAGAAAAAUGACCACACGUACCGUGUGUUUAAACGUGGGUAUAAAACGUAUUAAACGCGAGUUAUGAAGAACAAAGUCAUAAAUAAAAUAACUUGGUGGAUU
Messenger RNA from Ictalurus punctatus (channel catfish), 668 nucleotides. RefSeq names its product 5-aminolevulinate synthase, non-specific, mitochondrial. NCBI's taxonomy places the organism in Eukaryota, Metazoa, Chordata, Actinopteri, Siluriformes, Ictaluridae. Gene Ontology annotation, biological process: porphyrin-containing compound metabolic process. Gene Ontology annotation, molecular function: pyridoxal phosphate binding; 5-aminolevulinate synthase activity. The record is from RefSeq and is a predicted model, not a curated record. The coding region runs from base 36 to 620 and encodes 194 amino acids. Gene Ontology annotation, cellular component: mitochondrial matrix. The transcript has 4 exons.